CAAAAAUGCCUGCCUAUCACUCCCAAUUCAACGAUGUAACAGAAGUAGAAACAAUUGGUGGAAUGGCAUUAUUGCCGAUUAAAUCGGAUAAAAGAUAUAUUAGAGCACCAUCUAUCGAGUAUGAUAUAGUUGAUGAAGCGUUAGAUCUUUUCAGAGCCAAUUGUUUUUUUCGUAAUUUUGAGGUUAAAGGAAAUGCGGAUCGAGUAUUAAUCUAUUUAAUAUUAGUGAUCUCUGAUUACUUAAGUCAGCUACUAAUAAAAAAUCCAACACAAAAAGAGGCAGUAAAAUUUUUAAAUAAUCGAGCAGUAGAUAAUGAAUUGGAAACUAUUCCUGGCGAAGUAACAUUUCCAUUAAGAGUUUAUUGUUCUUCACCAGCUAACAGAAAUGAAAUGGCUAAUAGAUUAAUUGAUAGAGUAUAUGUUGAUGGAAAAUUGUCUAAAUGGUGGAUGAGUUUUGCAAAAAGAAAAUUUAUGGGUUUAACAUUUAAGAAGUGA
Molecule: messenger RNA, 494 nt
Organism: Entrophospora candida
Lineage: Eukaryota; Fungi; Glomeromycota; Glomeromycetes; Entrophosporales; Entrophosporaceae
Source: the annotation of a GenBank genome assembly